AUGUGGCAACAGAAGUUCGACCAGGGCCUUCAAAUGACCUACUACGUCAAUUCGGAUGACGGCCAGGUCUCCUUUGACCUACCCUGUGAGGUCCACCAGAAGAAGAAGAGCAAAGAGAACCUUCUUCAGCGCAUCACCUCGGCUCUUUCCCUAAGGCGCUCCAAAUCAGAGGAGUGCCCAAUCUCCAAGAACGAAGAGGAGACUUACACCACUGCGGCCACCAGCCUUCAAAACUCGCCUGAACCAAAGGAGGAGCCUUCACUGCCCAUCAACAUGAGCAGGGUUCCCAGUGAAAGCUAUCUUUUGGAAAAGGCAUUCAACCUACAUCCCCAUGAAGGCGAUGUGGCCAGCAUAUCCUCUGACGAGCUGAUUCAGAGUUUCUACUCCGACAUUGUCGCCAACGAUGUUUACUACGACUACGCCCGUCUGGUUUACUGUGACGGUGACUCGGAAGAAAAGGAACAAGGUUUCUUCAACGAGGACUACGAAAAAGAGCUCGAAAGAGAGGAGCUUCGGCUUCAGAUGAUCAAGGAAUUGUAUUGA
This is a messenger RNA of Candidozyma pseudohaemuli, 543 nucleotides long. RefSeq lists its product as uncharacterized. The record is from RefSeq and is a predicted model, not a curated record. NCBI's taxonomy places the organism in Eukaryota, Fungi, Ascomycota, Pichiomycetes, Serinales, Metschnikowiaceae. The transcript has a single exon. The coding region runs from base 1 to 543 and encodes 180 amino acids.